Messenger RNA from Talpa occidentalis (Iberian mole), 7814 nucleotides. It is a transcript of the gene TRIOBP, whose product is annotated as TRIO and F-actin binding protein. Gene Ontology annotation, biological process: actin filament organization; positive regulation of substrate adhesion-dependent cell spreading. Gene Ontology annotation, molecular function: actin filament binding. NCBI's taxonomy places the organism in Eukaryota, Metazoa, Chordata, Mammalia, Eulipotyphla, Talpidae. The record is from RefSeq and is a predicted model, not a curated record. The transcript has 22 exons. The coding region runs from base 1 to 6840 and encodes 2279 amino acids. Gene Ontology annotation, cellular component: actin cytoskeleton.
AUGGAGGGGGUGGCUGACAGUGCCCCCCGUGAACACAUUGAGGCCAGUGUGCUGGCCCAGAACCACAGCCAAAACUGCCCCCACCCUGAGGAGGCCCGCAGAGCAGGGCACCAGGAGCCCGGGAGCCCUCCAGGCACUGAGGUUCUCUACUGUGACCUGCCCUGUCGCCCGCCUGCCUCUGAGAACCCGCUGGGUACCUCAGCCUCCCACUGCCAGUCCGUGGUGGACUCGGGCCUUGCUGUGUGUGUGCUUGGACGGGGUGUUACUCCUCAGUUCUCACUACUUUUGGGGAAAAGUCACGGAUCUGUCUCCUCUUCCAGGGGAGCAUCGGCAGGGCUCCUCAAGGAGCACCCCACAACUGCCCCUGGGAGCAGGAGCCGGGAGCCCGAGGCAGUGCCCUAUCUGGAGGGCCUGGCCUCCUCCCUGGGUGGCAGGCUCGACGAGGUCCCUGGCUCUGGCACCAGCUCCAUCCCUGACUGUGACACCCCUGAUGAUACCAGCAACUCGUCCUCUGUGGGCUGGGACACUGUCGAGAGGCAGCAGGAGGCCCCGCACUGCAGCCUGCUCACCGUGAUGAUCCCGUGGCUGCCCCCAGAGGGGCCGAGAGCUGACAGUGCUCGCAGGGCUCCGUCUAUCCUCGCCCGGCCCCCGGUGGGAGGAGACGCCACCGGUCAGAGGAAGGAGGACACCAGCUGCGGGAGCCGAAGUCCCGGACGGCAGUUGGCGAAGCUCCGAGGAGAAGGUGGGUGCUUCUUGGAGCGGCACCAGUCAGCGCUGUCCCAGGCUUCCUCAGCAACUCCACAAAGUGGACCUCGAAGUGCCACCCCCCAGACUCCCUCUCUCUGCCACGCUGCUCAGAGGGACAUCACGCAGGCUGCUUUCACACAGCUUGAUGCACCCCGAGUCACCUCUCCCACCCAAAACGCCCAACGGGACAAGCCCAGGACCUUGUCCACCCAUCAGGACACUCCCAGGACCUCUUCCACACGGCAGGACACCCCCAGAGCAUCUUCUCCCUCAAGAAUCACCCAAAGGGACAACCCCAGAACCUCGUCCACCCAACGAAACAAUCCUCAACUUCCUUCUCCCCCUAGAACCAUCCAACAGGACAGCUCCAGAUCCUCGUCUACCCAACAGGAUGACUCUCGGGCUUCUUUUCCCACACGUGCGCACCAGUGUGACAAGCCCAGAACCUCUGGCCCACGGGACAACCCCAGAGCCUCUUCCCCCAACAGAACCACCCAAAGGGAAAACUCCAGAACAUCCUGUAGCCCACAGGACAACCCCAGAGCCUCCUCCCCCAACAGAACCAUCCAAAAGGAAAACACUAGAACAUCCUAUGGCCCACGGGACAGUCCCAGAGCCUCCUCCCCCAACAGAACCAUCCAAAAGGAAAACACUAGAACAUCUUGUGGCCAAUGGGACAACCCCAGAGCCUCCUCCCCCAACAGAACCAUCCAAAAGGAAAACACUAGAACAUCUUGUGGCCAAUGGGACAACCCCAGAGCCUCCUCCCCUAACAGAACCACCCAAAGGGAAAACUCCAGAACAUCCUAUGGCCCACGGGACAACCCCAGAGCCUCCUCCCCUAACAGAACCACCCAAAGGGAAAACUCCAGAACAUCCUGUGGCCCACGGGACAACCCCAGAGCCUCCUCCCCUAACAGAACCACCCAAAGGGAAAACUCCAGAACAUCCUGUGGCCCACGGGACAACCCCAGAGCCUCCUCCCCUAACAGAACCACCCAAAGGGAAAACUCCAGAACAUCCUGUGGCCCACGGGACAACCCCAGAGCCUCCUCCCCUAACAGAACCACCCAAAGGGAAAACUCCAGAACAUCCUGUGGCCCACGGGACAACCCCAGAGCCUCCUCCCCCAACAGAACCAUCCAAAGGGAAAACUCCAGAACAUCCUGUGGCCCACGGGACAACCCCAGAGCCUCUUCCCCCAACAGAACCAUCCAAAAGGAAAACACUAGAACAUCCUGUGGCCAAUGGGACAACUCCAGAGCUUCCUCCCCUAACAGAACCACCCAAAGGGAAAAAUCCAGAACAUCUUGCAGCCCACGGGACAACCCCAGAGCCUCCUCUCCCAACAGAACCAUCCAAAAGGAAAACACUAGAACAUCCUGUGGCCCACGGGACAACCCCAGAGCUUCCUCCCCCAACAGAACCACCCAACGGGAUAACCCCUGGACUUCUUAUAGUCAACAAAACCCCAGAAGCUCAUCCACCCAACGGGAAAACCCUAAAGCUGCUUGUACCCAAUGGGAUAAACUUAGAGCCUCCUGUACCCAACAGGAUAAUCCUCGAUCUGCUUCCUCUCGACGGGACAAGCCUGGGACCUCCUCCCCUCAGUGCUGCACCCAACAGAGCAACCCUGGGACAGCCUCUCCCCACCGUUCUCAGCGGGGCAAUCCCAGGAAUUCCUCUCCCCAUCGCACUAACAAGGACAUCCCCUGGGCCUCCUUCCCCCUCCGGCCGACCCAGAGUGAUGGCCCCCGAUCCUCUUCCCCAUCUCGUUCCAAGCCAAGCGAGGUCCCCUGGGCAUCCAUCGCCCUCCGGCCAACCCAAGGGGAGAGACCGCAGACCUCAUCUCCCACUAGGGUGGGCCCGCCCUCCUCCGGCCCUUCGCAGCAGAACUCACCAUCCCGGACCGCCUCCUCCUCCCUUAACCCAGGCCAGCAUGGCACCUCCCGGACUUCCUCACCUCUAUACCCCACCCUCCGCGGGGCUCCCCAGCCCUCUUCUGAGCCCGCUCAGGCCCCAUGUGCUGUGUGCAUCGGGCACAGGGAUGCCCCCCGGGCCUCUUCGCCUCCACGAUAUUUGCAACAUGACCCCUUCCCCUUCUUCCCAGACCCCCACGUGUCAGAGAGUGAAUCGCCCCACCAUGACCCUCCCUAUAUGCCCCCAGCUGUGUGCAUUGGACACCGGGAUGCCCCCCGGGCUUCCUCGCCACCCCGUCACACCCAGUUUGACCCCUUCCCCUUCCUCCCAGACACAUCAGAUGCUGAGGACCAGCCCCCCCAGCAUGACCCUCCUCUGUUCCCCCCACCUGUGUGUAUUGGGUACCGUGAUGCACCCCGGGCCUCCUCCCCACCACGCCAGACCCCAGAGCCCUCCCUCUUACUCCAGGAUCUCCCCAGGGCUAGUACUGAGAGCCUUGCCCCCUCCACAGACUCUCUACAUGAGCCCCCCCACAUCCCCACCCCUGUGUGCAUCGGGCACCGGGAUGCACCCUACUUCUCGUCCCCACCACGCCAGGUCCCCGAGCCCUCCCUGUUUUUCCAGGACCAUCCCGGGACCAGCAUGGAGAGCCUGGCCCCCUCCAUCGACUCUCUGCAUGGCUCCACCAUGCUGCCCCCUCAAGUGUGCAUCGGGCACCGGGAUGCCCCCCGAGCCUCCUCCCCACCCCGCCACCCACCCAGUGACCUAGCAUUCCUGGCAUCCUCACCACCACCAGGCAGCUCCGGGGGCUCCAGGGGCUCAGUACCCCCCGGGGAGACCAGGCACAACUUGGAGAGGGAGGAGUACUCCAUGCUGGCCGACCUGCCCCCGCCCAGGAGGCUGGCGCAGAGGGAGCCAGGCCCCCAGUGCAGCAAUGGGGGCCGCACCCGCAGCCCCGGCCGCGCAGAGGUGGAGCGCCUCUUCGGGCAAGAGCGCAGGAAAUCCGAGGCACCGGGGGCCUUCCAGGCCCGGGACGAGGGGCAGUCACAGCGGCCCAGCCAAGGUCAGAGCCAACUUCUCAGAAGACAAUCCAGCCCUGCCCUCAGCAGGGAGGUUACCAAGACCCCAGUGAAGCAGGCAGCACCAGCCCGACGGAGCCAAGGAGAUCCCCCUCCUUCCAGGAGCCCCGAGAGGCGGCCUGAGGGGAACCAGCGGCUUCAAACGUCCUCUCAGCCCCCCAGGACAUCAGCCAGGACCCCUGAGAGGGAGCAGCAGAUGGAGAAACCUCUGGAGAGAGGCCGUGCAGGCCCAAGACAGUCUCUGGGAGGAUGGCGGAGUCAGGAGGAGCUCCCAGGCUCCCGGGGCCCUCACAGACACCUGGAGAAAAGUGGGAGCAGCCAGGAGGAGGGCCCCGGCCUGGGGGGCUGGCAAGGACUGGAGAAACCCAUACGGGGGGCUGCCAGAGCCCUGGAGGGCACCUGGGGGGAUCUUCCCAAGGAGUCUGAGGAGAGCUGGGGGCAGCUGUGUGGCUCCCUCAGCCAUGGGGGGCAGUCAGAGCCCUGGGAGGAGCCCCCCAGUAACGGGCUGCGGGAGUCUCCCAACAGGCCCGCUCAGAGGGGGUGGGGCAGCCUACAGGAGCUGUCUAGUCCUCACCAGCCCAACAGCCCCACAGAGAACUCCAGUAUACACCUCGCGGGGUUCUCAAAAUCCCUGCAGCCUGAGACACCCACUGCUGAGGACCAGGGGGCCGAGGGAGAGGGCCCACACCUGCAGGGUCCCAAGAGGCAACCUGAGCUGGACUGGAGGGACCUGGCAGGCCUUCUCAGGGAGCAAACGCUUGCCUCCCAUCUCCCAAGGCAGUACUGGGAAGGCCUCCUGGAGCUCUUGCAGGCCCAACGGCCCCGCAAGGACCCAGCCGGACACUGGGGUGGCCUGACCAUGGUUUCAGGGCCAGAACUGGAUUCCCUGGGCCCAAGUGGUGCUUUGGAGCAAGAGCAACACCACCAACCUGAGGGCUGGGCCCAGGCCACCCUAGUCAAUGGACACAGCCCGGGCCAGGGGCCUCAGAGCUCAGCCCAGCCUCCCAGAUCUGCCUGCACCUCCACCCAGUGGCCAAAGACCAAAGUGACAAGCGGACCUGAGACCUCAACUCUGCCUGGUCUGGAAGAGAGCGGCCAGCUGGGACGCAGGAGCCCUGCAGGGGGCCCCAGCUCUCCAGAGAGGAAGUUCCAAUCAGAGGCGCCUGAGGAGUCAGACCCCAGCAGAGGCCAAGACUCACUGACGGAUCAGAAGCUGGCAGACUCGGCAGACAAGAGGCCAGCGGAGGGCAAGGCUGGGCGCCCGCUCAAGAGCCGGCUGGUGAGCUCGUGGCGGAUGCCCGGGGACCGUCCCACGCUGUUCAAUCCGUUCCUGCUGUCUCUGGGGGUCCUCACUUGGCAAAGGCCCGAUCUGCUCAACUUCAAGAAGGGAUGGAUGUCGAUCUUGGAUGAGCCUGAAGAGUGGAAGAAGCACUGGUUUGUGCUGACAGACUCCAGCCUCAAGUACUACAGGGACUCCACCGCCGAGGAGGCAGAUCAGCUGGACGGUGAGAUCGACCUGCGCUCCUGCACGGACGUCACCGAGUACGCAGUGCAGCGCAACUAUGGCUUCCAGAUCCACACCAAGGAUGCUGUCUAUACCCUAUCGGCUAUGACCUCGGGAAUCCGGCGCAACUGGAUCGAAGCUCUGCGGAAGACUAUGCGUCCCACCUCCGCCCCAGAUGUCACCAAGCUCUCGGACUGCAACAAGGAGAACACGCUUCACGGCUAUGGCACCCAGAGGGGCUCCCUGAAGGUGGGGGAGCAGCGGGCGGGCUCUGAGGUCAUCAGCCGGGGCGCCCCGCGGAAGGCUGAUGGCCAGCGGCCAUCCCUGGACUACGUGGAGCUCUCUCCGAUGACGCAGUGCUCCCCGCAGCGGGCUCGCGCCCCCACCCGCACUCUGGACCGCCCAGCCAAGCAGGAGGAGCUGGAGCGGGACCUGGCCCAGCGCUCUGAAGAGCGUCGCAAGUGGUUCGAGGCCACAGACGGUAGAGUCCCAGAGACACCAGCUGGCGAGGCACCCCGCCGGGGCCUGGGCGCCCCCCUGACCGAAGACCAGCAGAGCCGGCUCAGUGAGGAGAUCGAGAAGAAGUGGCAGGAGUUAGAGAAGCUGCCCCUGCGGGAGAACAAGCGGGUGCCCCUCUCUGCACUGCUCAACCAGAGCCGAGGGGAGCGCCGGGGGACCCCGAGUGAUAGCCAUGAGGCACUGGAGAAGGAGGUCCAGUCUCUUCGUGCCCAGCUGGAGGCCUGGCGUCUCCGAGGGGAGGCUCUGCAGGAGGCACCCAAGUCCCAGGAGGACAGCCCCGCCCCGCCGGGCUACAUUUCCCAGGAGGUGUGUGAGCGCAGCCUGGCAGAGAUGGAGUCCUUGCACCAGCAGGUGAUGGAGGAGCUGCAGCGGCACCACGAGCGGGAGCUACAGCGACUACAGCAGGAGAAGGAGUCGCUUCUGGCUGAGGAGACGGCAGCCACGGCUUCAGCCAUUGAAGCCAUGAGGAAGGCCUUUGAGGAGGAGCUGAGCCGAGAGCUGAGCAAGACACGGAGUCUCCAGCAGGGCCCGGAUGGCCUCCAGAAGCAGCACCAGUCGGAUGUGGAGGCGCUCAAGCGGGAGCUGCAGGUGCUGUCGGAGCAGUACUCGCAGAAGUGCCUGGAGAUCGGGGCCCUGACGCGGCAGGCGGAGGAGCGCGAGCACACGCUGUGGCGCUGCCAGCAGGAGAGCCAGGAGCUGCUGUGCCACAACCAGGAGCUGCACGCCUGCCUGUCUGAGGAGAUUGACCGGCUGCGUAGCUUCAUCGCCUCACAGGGCUCAGGCUGCGGGCGCAGCAACAAGCGGAGCUCCUGUGAGUUGGAGGUGCUGCUGAGAGUAAAGGAGAAGGAGCUUCAGUACCUGAAGAAGGAGGUGCAGUGCCUGCGGGAAGAGCUCCAGAUGAUGCAAAAGGACCAGCGCUUCGCCUCAGGAAAGUACCAGGACGUGUACGUGGAGCUGAACCACAUCAAGACGCGGUCGGAGCGGGAGAUUGAGCAGCUAAAGGAGCACCUGCGCCUCGCCAUGGCUGCGCUGCAGGAGAAGGAGGCCCUGCACAACAGCCUGGCCGAGUAGAGGUCUUCAAGGUCCAGACCCCGGGCCAAGGGACCAGUCGCCUCCUUCCCUGCUGGACGGAAGUCAGAAGCCAAGCUUUCUCCCCACUCUCUGUGGGCCGCAUGUGCACGCACACCCACCACACACACACACAAACACACACACACCACACACAGGCACACACACACACCACACACAGGCACAUACACAGACACACACACUGCGUAUCUGAGCGCGCCCCUCGCACUGGGUCUUACUUUGCACCUUCUUCAGGAUUUUAUAUGUGAAGAGAUUUUUAUAUAGAAUUUUUCCUUUUUUUUUCCAUACACUUUAUGCUUUUUAGAAAGCAAUUCCUCAUGGCCGUGGCCUCCCACACCGGCUCCCCAGCUCCUGCCACCUGCUUGGGCCCCUGGGCCUGCCCCAGGCUGGCAGCCCUUCAGGGCUGGCUCUGGUGGGGAGGCAGGGACCCAGCCCCCCUCUUUCCACCCUACCUCCUACUAACUGCUUCCUGCCUGGGGUGGGGGGGCCCAUGCCAGGAGACUCUGGGCGGAGGAAUGACUGGACAGAGGGAACCAGCUGCUCUAUCUCCUCUGAUAGGGUGCUGGGGUGGGGCCCCGGAGCUACCCAUGAAGGUUGUUUCUCUUCAGCUCCAUGAAACUUCUUAACUUAAUAAAGUGUUUCCUCAGCUCUAGUGUCCUGGGUGAGGGGCAGGGCCCCGCGUGGACAUCAGGGUUUCUUUCUUUUUUUUUUUUUUAAGGUUUAUGUAUUUAUUUAUACAAGCACUGGGCACAGUCAGAAGCGCGGGAGGGUGAGAGAAUUCACCAGAGCCAGAGCGGGGAACAGAACAGGCAGAAGGACCGAAGCACACUGCUGAGGGGAGCAGUGGGUGAGCCAGGAGAGGUCUGCGCGCCAUGUGGGACCCUCGCUGGCGGCCGGGGAUCGAACCGGUGCUGCAGAGGCUGCGGGCAGCUUCUCAACCCAGCGCUCAACCGCUG